Pezoporus occidentalis (night parrot) is the source of this 1398-nucleotide messenger RNA. RefSeq names its product cyclin G2 (gene CCNG2). Gene Ontology annotation, biological process: regulation of cyclin-dependent protein serine/threonine kinase activity; mitotic cell cycle phase transition. The transcript has 6 exons. The record is from RefSeq and is a predicted model, not a curated record. Bases 512 to 1237 code for a protein of 241 amino acids. Gene Ontology annotation, molecular function: cyclin-dependent protein serine/threonine kinase regulator activity. Gene Ontology annotation, cellular component: cyclin-dependent protein kinase holoenzyme complex; cytoplasm; nucleus. NCBI's taxonomy places the organism in Eukaryota, Metazoa, Chordata, Aves, Psittaciformes, Psittacidae.
AUCUCUUUCUUCCUCCGCCGAGAUUUAGCACUCCCACUGGAGGAGGGCCUUCUCGCUUCGCUUCUCAUGGAGAGGGAGGGCUGAUGGAUAUUUCCGAUGUUCUCUGGUCCUCCGGGUCCUCUCUGAGCAAGCCUAGGGGGAGAGGCUGCGAGCGGACUAUUUUACUUCCUGGCGGCGGCUCACUUGGGCGGGCCUCUCAGAGAGCGCUCCGCGAGUGGCCAUCUGCGAGCCGCCAGGACAAAAACAAGGGGGCGGGGUCCCGCCUCCUCCAUUUUGAUGCGGGGUUGGGGCAGUGGUUGUGGGUAGGGGAUGGUGUUGUUCCCUUGGGUAGCGUCGUGACUCCGCUUGGAUGCGGGGCCAGCGGCGGGGACUACCCGCGUCGGUGCGGUGACGGGAGCCGGGCUCGCCUCCCCCUCCCGGCAGCGGAGGAAGCCAGCCGUGAGGGCCGCGGGGAGGGCCCGGUGCCCCCUUAUCACCGCCCCGGGUAAAGGAUCCGGAGGCAGGGGAGAAGAUGAGCAGCGAGGCGCUGUGGCUUUUCAAGCAGCUGAACCUCCACCUGGAGCAGGAGGGGCGGUUUCAGCCUCGAGAGAAGGGGCUCAGCCUCAUCGAGUGCGCUGCCGAGAAUGAAAAUACUCUGUGUCCGAGACAAAGGAAUGCCAAGGUGGAAGAUCUUUGGAGUUUGACCAACUUCUUUGGUUUUGCAACUGAAACGUUUGUUUUGGCUGUGAAUAUUCUGGAUAGAUUCUUGGCUCUUAUGAAGGUGAAACCAAAGCAUUUAUCUUGCAUUGGAGUUUGUUGUUUCCAGCUGGCUGCCCGAGUAGUCGAAGAGGAAUGCAAUAUUCCAUCUGCUCACGAGAUCAUCCGGAUCAGUCAAUGUAAAUGCACUGUGUCUGACCUGAAACGGAUGGAAAAGAUAAUUUCAGAAAAGUUGCACUUUGAAUUUAAAGCUACUACUGCCUUAACCUUCUUGCACUUGUACCAUACUAUUGUACUCUGUCAUACCUCAGAAAGGAAAGAAGUAUUGAAUCUCGACAAAUUGGAAGCACAGCUAAAAGCUUGCAACUGUCGUCUAGUCUUUUCUAAAGCAAAACCAUCUGUCUUGGCCCUGUGCCUUCUCACUCUAGAAGUUCAGACUCUGAAAUCUGUUGAGCUGUUUGAGAUCCUUCUGCGUGUUCAAAAGCAUUCUAAGGUAAAUAUUUCCCAUGGAUUGUUUUUGCAGUUUUUGGGACUAGUGUGAUUAAUGAUGUAUGAUGUUACAUUAAAGGGACCCUUACUGUCAGUGUGCAGUCUUUACAGGUACUGUUUGGCACCAGCUGAAAUAAGCAAUGAAAUGGGUCUUUAAGCAUCUGUGCGAUUCUUGUAACUAACAUGUUUUCAUUGGUAGAAUGCCAAAUGCAA